This is a messenger RNA of Dreissena polymorpha, 1439 nucleotides long. RefSeq names its product kelch-like protein 2. Bases 1 to 369 code for a protein of 122 amino acids. Gene Ontology annotation, molecular function: protein binding. The record is from RefSeq and is a predicted model, not a curated record. Lineage: Eukaryota; Metazoa; Mollusca; Bivalvia; Myida; Dreissenidae. The transcript has 2 exons.
AUGAAUUAUUUUGUUGCUGCAGGGUAUGUCUAUGCAGUGGGUGGGAGUGAUGGUGAUUCAGGUCUCAGCUCUGUAGAGCGCUACAACCCUGUGGAUGAUGUCUGGACCACAGUGGCUGAGAUGUCGUGCGAGCGCAGUGGCGCUGGUGUGGUUUCUUACUAUGGACUGUUAUAUGUAGUGGGUGGCUAUGAUGGAAAGGAGGGUCUUAGCACAGUUGAAUAUUUCGAUCCCAAAGUAGAUGUGUGGACAUUGCUGCCUUUCUGCAUGAUGACAGCAAAUAGCUGUCCUGGAGUCACCCUGAUUGACAGACCUUCAUGUCUGGGACGAAACCAUUCGCACUUGCAAGCUGAGAACAAGGCUCAAUUGUAGAAGUGUGUCUAGACAAUCUUAGCAGCAUCAUACAAAAAUGGAUCUUAUGCCUUAUGCGCCAAAUGUAGCCCCAGACCAACCUGUGUUGUUGCGCAGUCAGGUCAAGUGCUACUUUGUUCGCUGUGGUCACCUUAGUUUUUUGGACUCAUUAGCAGAAAGGUUAGCUCAUGACUAUGCUGCAGAAAUGCGCAGGCUUUGUUGAGCCAGGCUGGCAGAAUAUGACAUGAGACCCAUUUUCGCAUGAUGCUUUUCUUAUGUUCAUUACUCUCGGGCAGCGGCAAACACACUUCAUAGGCAGGACUUUGAUCACUAGAAGAGGUUGAUAAUAGAUUAUCUUUAAUUAAGCAAUAAUUUCUUAAUAGGUAUCAUAUUAUUCAUUUAUAUGUUAUGUUAACAGAAAUGAUAUAAUUGCAUGCAUAAACUUACAGUUAUUAAUCUAAGUAUAUGGAAACAUUUAAGUUUUCAGACACUGGUUUCAUAAGUUAAACUUCCCCCAAAGCUUACAUAAUUGUGAAUGUAACUUUCAAACACAAAUCUUUUUUGUUAUUAUUUUGUUUCAUCUAAAAUAAAAAAUGCUUCUAGGCUGUCAUACUUGCAUGAAUGAUGUUUUUGAUCACCAUCACCACACCCUUGUCACCCUCCAUCAUUUUGACCUUGACAUAAUUUUGGAAUAAAACUUAUUCAGAAGGACCAAUUUAUCAAUCAACUGAUGAGUCUUUUAUCGGGGCCAUCAGCUUUCUUUAAUGCAGCUUUUGUUUAUGAUUUUUUUUUCUUUUGUCACGAACCUGUGUAACAAAAUACAGAUAAGUCAUUUGAAUAGACUUUUAUGACUAAUUAUUACUGUAACUUUCAAUCUGAUUGCAUCUUUGUUGUGGUAAUUAUAGAAGUUGUUAUUAUAUUUUAGACUUUUUUUCUUGCAAACCUUUUUUUUCAGUAUUUUCUGUUAAUUAAGCCAAUAGCUUUUCUUGGAUGAAGAUUUUUAGCUCCUAUGGCCAGAGGCCAGCGGGGCUUAUGUCAUGGUCCUGUGUCCGUCGUGCGUGCGUGCGUUAACUUUUUCUUUAAACUUUCUC